Drosophila persimilis is the source of this 1177-nucleotide messenger RNA. RefSeq lists its product as uncharacterized. The coding region runs from base 562 to 846 and encodes 94 amino acids. Lineage: Eukaryota; Metazoa; Arthropoda; Insecta; Diptera; Drosophilidae. The transcript is spliced from 3 exons. The record is from RefSeq and is a predicted model, not a curated record.
AAUGAGGUCUUUCCACUCUUAUCUUUAGGCGGCGCGUGUGGCGUGUACCUCCAGUGAAUUUGUCGUGUCUAGUGUAAUGUGUAGUAUUUGUACUUGUGGCUAGGCUACCCAACACCCAAUACCCAACCAUUCGACCUUUGUCCUUUGUUUCUGUGUUUCGAGCACAGUGGAUAUUGGCCUGCACUGCACUCUGAUUCUGAUGUGACUAAUAAUUGAACUGGUGAAAUGUGGCUCAGAGUCCUACAGUAUAUAUUUUUCAUCUAUAUCCAAGUGUCACAGUGCACCCGAGAUAUGACAUCUGUAAUUGUGUAUGGCAAAGCUCUUCUGUUCGCUGGAACAUAAUACUGUACCAGCGCGUAGUGGAACUGGCGUCUGCCAAAAGCUCGCAAUCAGCUGAGUGGUCUAUGAGUUCAUUGAUUAAAGUGUUGAGCUGACGCUGUCGUUUCUUUCUUUGCGAAUCUUAUCAGGGAGCAGUAGCAGCUAAAAUGAAAAAAGCCCAUUACAGGCACCGAGAGGCACUCAUGUGUACUCUAAUCAAUAUCACCAGGUCAACGAGGCAUAAUGACUGGAUCAGUCCACGACCCGAAAUGGAGCCUGGAGCGACGCGAGUCGUCGGGACAUUUGGUUUGGCGCAAGGAGUCGCCAGAAUCGAAAGUGCGCUUUCGGUUUGAUGUCGAGGUCCUGGAGUUUGAAAAGCAUCCACACGAAGAGUUUGAGGAAAAAGAAGAUCACUUCUCAAUCUCAAAUCUUUCAACGACAAUUGCUUUCUGCGCCACAUGUGUCGCCGUUGUAGCCGCAACUGUGUUUCUACCCUGGUAUCUUAUGGAGAGAGUUGGUUCAAUAUGAAAGCUUUCGGUAAAGGGCUUAAAUACAUUUAUGUACUAUAUGUACAUACAUCCGAUCCGUGACGGUAUUAAAUAGACUUUUGUGUAUAUGCAACGUAGAUUUUAAAUUAGCUUAAAGUGUAAAUAGUGCAGUGUAAAUAUGACUAUACGAAGAAAGAGCGUUUUUGAAAAUGAUGUGACUUAUGUAUAUCAGUUUUGAAAUCAGGAUUAUAGGAUCUGAUCUACAAAUUCUCAUAAGUUUAUUUGAGGUGUAGCUAAUGUCAGAUCAAAUGCUGUUGCAGGAGAUCACGAAGACAAUGUAAUAAAUAAACAAAAUACAUACUUGCCUUUAA